AUGGUUUCUCCCGAGUACAGCCUCGGCGUCUUGGCAGGCAACCCGCACACCCACUCUCGUGACACGAAGACGUGUGUGUGGACGAUGCUGAACUGCAUCAAUCCUGAGAGCAACAGCGACAGCAAAUACGUGAGGGAGGACAUUGUAAGUGUCAUCAACCGUAACCAUGUGGUUGUGAUCUGUGGCGAGACUGGAUCUGGGAAGACCACACAGGCUGCGCAGUUCAUCUUUGAGGACUACAUUCGUGGAGGCCAAGGCUCUAGAUGCAGUAUCGUGGUCACCCAGCGCAAGAGGAUUGCAGCAAUCUCCAUGGCAAAGCGGGCAGCUCUCAAGCGGCACGAAGAGCUGAGCGACACCGUCGGCUUCCAUGUCCGUCUCACGAAGCAGCUGCUGACGAGCCGCGGAGGCAAACUCUUCUGUACAGCGGGCAUGCAGCUGCGGCACUGGCAGCAGAACGUCGAACUGCAAGGAUUGUCGCACGUCAUCGUUGACGAGGCCCAUGAACACGAUGUCUGUACCAACUUCCUGCUUGUGCUCCUUCGAGAGGUGCUCUCAAUACACCGUACAUUCAAGGUGAUUCUGAUGAGUGCGACAAUCAACACUGAGAAGUUUUCGGAGUGCUUCGACGACGCGCCUUGUGGUUCUGACGCUGUCCGGAUUGUUCCCGACGUUUUCAUGCACAUCGUGGAGAUGAAGCCUUCCAAAGCGAUUUUCUGUUUUCUGCCCGGUUGGAACGAGAUCAACAAGGUGCGAACAGAGCUUUGCGAGCGAGCUCCAGCGAGGUUUGACGACUGGAUUCUGCCGCUGCACUCGCGUCUCCGAUACCAGGAACAGCAAAACAUCUUUGAAAAUCCUCCAGCAGAUGUGCGCAAGGUGAUCCUGUCCACCAACCUUGCUGAGACAUCCGUCACUGUCGACGACGUGGUGUACGUUGUAGGCACUGGUCUUCACCGAGAUCAGCGCUUCAACCCAUCCACGGGUGUAAGCCUGCUCGGUACGCUCCCCGCGUCAAUGGCCAGUGUCCAGCAGCGAGAGGGUCGCGCAGGUCGUUUACGAUCUGGAGAGUCAUGCCACCUAAUCACGGAAAAUGAGUUCCUCUCCUGGGACCAGUUCAAGCGCCCCGAGAUACAGACCACCGACCUAACAACGGUGGUCCUCGACUUUAAAACCAUUGUAGCCAAUGCACCACACCUGCCCGAUGACGAAAUCGAAGAGGAGGCAUCUGGCAGUGACGUGGUGCCCGACAACGCCGGCGCCAAAAGAACUGUUUACGACAUCAUGACAGGACGGCAGCUCACAGUGUCGAGCAAGUCCAACCUUCGGAUAGACCGUGAGCUCAUGGCGAAGGUUGAGAAGUCAUGGAAGUACUACCAGCGUGCAAGACUACAGCUUCCAAUAUUUGCACGCAGAGGCUCACCCCGCCCAGAGGCGCAGGCACUACGGCGUUGUAGGCACGGAACGGCGCACAAUGGCAGCAGGCUGCAGCCGUCUCCGUGCAGCGCCGCACUUGUGCCUGCCAUCUACUCGGCCGCACCUUGUCCCAGCUAUUGUGGCACCACAGUUCCUGGCUCUGCGGGCGGCCUUAUUGUCACCUCAGCUGUGUGUUUCUACGUUGAGGAGUUGACGGUGCUGGCGCUGUCGACUACGUCACCAGGGACAUUUAAGGGGCUCCUUUCACUGGGACGAUGCUUUCGCUAG
This is a messenger RNA of Dermacentor silvarum, 1698 nucleotides long. Its product is annotated as ATP-dependent RNA helicase DHX30-like. The coding region runs from base 1 to 1698 and encodes 565 amino acids. Gene Ontology annotation, cellular component: intracellular anatomical structure; cytoplasm; nucleus. The record is from RefSeq and is a predicted model, not a curated record. The transcript has 8 exons. Gene Ontology annotation, molecular function: ATP binding; DNA helicase activity; G-quadruplex RNA binding. NCBI's taxonomy places the organism in Eukaryota, Metazoa, Arthropoda, Arachnida, Ixodida, Ixodidae.